UUGGCUCAAGCCUUUUUGGCUCAAGCCGCUUGCACCUCAUGCGCCGAGAGCCUACUGGAGUGCGCGGCUGUCGCUGUCAAUGCAGCGCGGUUGCCUGGGCAACGUCGUGGGCGUUGUGGGCCGUGUUGCCGAGUCGCGUCGCUGGCGUAGCUGAAGAUGUGUUCGCAUCGCUGAGGGACUUGAAGCAGCGGCUCGACAGCGCUGUGCCUCCCGACGGAGGAGAGCUCGACAAGGAUGCGCUGGCCGCUGUGUACAAAGAGUCGAAGGCGCUCGCCAGGCAGUUAGACUAUACCGACCAGCUGUCCAUGUAUGCAUGGCGCUUGCUCCUAGACUCCUCGAUGAGGCUAAGACGAUGGAAGGCGGUAGAGGUGGCAGCAUAUGGUGUUAUGCAAACUGUUCAUUGUAGGGAAGACGCGGGAUGUUUCCAGGACGCCGUGUUGAACGGUGUGUUAGCUGGCCACCGGCGUGGCGACAGAGAAGCCGCGAAGAAACUGUUCGAUCAUGCUCGCAGACCUGGCAACCCCGCCGUGCCCUUCCCGAGCUUCGACCAGCUCGUGCCUGCCAAAGCCCUGCAGGCCGAGUCCAAGGCCUUCUGGGAGGCCUCGGAGAUCCCUCUGGCGCGACUGCUGGAGGACAACCACGAGGUGAUCCUGAAGGAGCUGGAGCGCCUGCUGCCUGCCCGCUCGAAGGCCCCAGCUUCAUUCCUGCUCCCUGAAGACGACUCCGAGGACGGGUACCACACCCGCCGCGGGAUCGAUUUUCUCAAGAACGCCCAGGAGCUCUGUGGGCUGGAGGACCCCCACGGCCGCCGGCUGCCGGGCGGGAGGCCCUGCUGGGAGGAGGCGAUGCUCUACGCCGCCGAGUCUGGGAGCUCGAAGUCGGGCCGAUGGAUCGAGAGUGUCUGCAGGCUGGCCCCGCGCACGUGCUCCCUGCUGCAGUCCAGGGAGCUCACCGGGGACGUCGGCUUCGAUCACGUCGGCGUGCCCGGGAAGGCCUGCUUCAUCAUGCUGCACCCGAACUCGCGGAUCGAGGCCCACAGCGGCCCGCACAACGCGCGCCUCACAGUGCACCUGGGCCUGCGCAUCCCCGAGGGCAGCACCAUCGAGGUCCGCGGGGAGGUGCGCGCCUGGGAGGUCGGGAAGGCCAUCGUCCUGGACGACUCCUACGUGCACCACGUUCCAACCCUUCGGACGAAGACCGCGUCAUCCUGCUGGCGCACGUGUGGCACCCGGCGGCGGUGGGGAGCCGCGGCGGCUUCCGCGCGGGGCCGGGAGCCACGUGGCGCGGCGCGCAGGCGGCGCCUGGCGGCUUCACCGCGGAGUUGUGAGGCGUGGGGGGGGGUGGUGGCGGUGGUGCGGGUGGGAGGGAGAGCCGAUGUGCCGGCGGCGCACGUGGCUGACACGGGUUGCGGACAAAGUGGGACGGCAUUGAUGCGGUCGGGCGCGUUGUGAGUGUACGCGUUUCCAAGUGGCGACAGGCUUGGUGUUUGGAGGUCAGCCACUUGGAUUGGCAGCUUG
This is a messenger RNA of Prorocentrum cordatum, 1517 nucleotides long. Lineage: Eukaryota; Dinophyceae; Prorocentrales; Prorocentraceae. The record is from the annotation of a GenBank genome assembly.